Messenger RNA from Durusdinium trenchii, 1266 nucleotides. Lineage: Eukaryota; Dinophyceae; Suessiales; Symbiodiniaceae. The record is from the annotation of a GenBank genome assembly.
AUGGAUCACAAUGAGUUGGUAAUCUCGAUUAUUUCGCUCAGCGGAGAUCGUGUCAUUAAGUUCAGGGCGGACGGUCGAUCGUCCUACACAGUUCAAUCGAUUCAUCAAGAGCUACAAAAACGCCUCGGAUUACAAGUCUAUCGACAAGCCCUCCUGCAACAUGACAAGGUUCUGGAGUCUGACACAGAAAUCUCAGAGCUGGCAAAGGAUCAGGAUGAGCUGGAACUUACGCUUGUCGUGCGAAAUGUUUCACUGGUGGUGACGGCAUCUGCGGAUUGCUCUGCGAAGGUGUGGAACUGGCUUGAUGGUGAAUGUGUCCAAACAUUGUCAGGUCAUGGAAGUGAUGUUCACAAAGUGAAGUUCUCUUCGGAUGGCACUUGGGUGGUUACAGUGUCCUUUGAUUCACUGGCCCGGCUGUGGAAACUCUCAACUGGACAAUGCGUUCACGUCCUGCGGGGUCACACCAGCGAUUUGAACUCGGUGUCGUUUUCGCCGGACUCCCACAUGCUCGUGACCUCAUCGGACGAUCACACCGCCCGUCUCUGGGACGUCCAGCACGGCGAUUGCUUAGAGGUCCUGAUGGGUCACAGUGCAGUGGUGAAUUCGGCCUUAUUCUCUUGGGAUGGCGCUUUGAUUUUGACCAGCUCCUUCGAUGGUGACGCCCGCAUUUGGAGUGCCUUCAAUGGCCAGUGCUAUCGGACCCUCUCCUGCGGUGGGUCUGGAAGUAUGCCUUUGGAGUUUGCCGUCUUUUCGCCGGACGCGGCCUUUGUAGUGACUGUUGCUCGAGAUGGGCUGGUGCAAUCUUGGGACGCGGCGGCAGGCGUGUGCUCACAGACCUUAGUGGAUGAGGGGCACCUGGUGAAUUGCGCCAGCUAUUCGCCAGAUGGUGCUUUCGUUUUGGCAGCAUUUCUGGACUGUGCUGCCAGAAUUUGGAGCUUACAUAAAGGUGAGAGAAUUCACAUCCUGAAUGGGCACCGGAACCUCAUUCGUUGCGCCAACUUUUCGCCCGACGCAGCCUAUGUGGCCACCGGCGCCUUUGAUGGCGUGGCAAAGGUGUGGAGUGUCUUGCGAGGCGAAUGCCUACACACCUUCUGUGGACAUGACGCUUUGGUGAAUACCGUGGCCUUCUCGGAGGAUUGCUCACAAUUAUUGACCUCUUCGCAGGAUUCCACCGCAAGGGUUUGGAACAUUUCGGACGGUCAAUGCCACGUGGUUCUACGCGGUCACAAAGCAGCUCUCCAUUCAGCCGUUUUCUCCGCUGGAUGA